AUGACUAGUCCUGAUUUGACGGGAAAACUUCAUCGCUGGGAGUUGACGCUCCAAGAGUUUGAUUUUAACGUCGAGUAUAGGCCGGGCAGUACAAACGCAGUCGCAGAUGCGUUGUCGAGGUCUCCCUCGAAGGCGAAUGGCGAGGCAGAGCAGCCUCAGAACGACGAACAGGACAUACAGCAGUCUGAGGACGAGCAUACGGACGCGUCGAGGGCGACGAACGGUACGAGAGUUGGUGUGGAGUCGCAGGCAGCGACUGGUGACGCAAUAGUGAUGACCGGCACGUUUCCGAGUCGGGGCAGGACGCAAGGCGAGGAUCAGACGGUGGAAGCGUCCCAGACGCUGGACGAGAACCACGCGAUGGAAGAGCCGAACAGCGAGAAGCAGCAGGACACGGCGCCAAACGGUGAAAUGGCUGGUAAGGCAGUGAAGCCAGUUGCGUCGAGGAGGAGAAGAACGAGGAAGAGCGGGAAGAGCGACAGUGUGGCAACGACGACCAAGGACGGCGAAAGCAAAUCAGUAUCGAGGCCAUUGACAAGAGUGGCCAAGCGGCGAGCUGAGGCGGCUCAGGCAACUAACGCAGGCACGAAUGAGUUGACGAGCGUGGCGGAGGAGAUGGCGACGCCAUGCAAGGAGCCAGAUGAAGCAAGAAGGCCCCUGAGUGAGGUGGUGGAACCUCUGAGCGUUGGUGAUGUGGCGGCAACGACGCGUGGUGCGAUACCAAGGACAACGACGGUGUCGACAACUCCAAGUACGACGACGAAGCCAAGAACAGCGUGGACGUGUUACGUGGGCGUCGUCGGUGAACGAGUAUGA
Molecule: messenger RNA, 816 nt
Organism: Phytophthora nicotianae INRA-310
Lineage: Eukaryota; Oomycota; Peronosporomycetes; Peronosporales; Peronosporaceae
Exons: 2
Coding region: 1-816 (271 amino acids)
Source: RefSeq, a predicted model, not a curated record